Oryctolagus cuniculus (rabbit) is the source of this 2525-nucleotide messenger RNA. The record is from RefSeq and is a predicted model, not a curated record. Lineage: Eukaryota; Metazoa; Chordata; Mammalia; Lagomorpha; Leporidae.
UUCUGCCCCGCCCUUCCGUGCGUCACGCACGAAACCACGCCCCCGCAGCGCGGGGCUCUGAACUGAAACAGCCAUGAUGGGGUGAGCCGGACUCCUCGCUCCGUUUCCCUAGCAACAGUCACUGGAGCAGAUGGCCACCUAGAGCUUUGUCGGACUGUGCUGGGUCUGGGCCACUUUUUCCCAGCUCAAAAAGCUUUCCUGCCGGUUGACCCGGUUUUUGAAAGCAGUUUCCCAUCUGUCCCAGAUGUUUCAUGGAACAGUUACAGAAGAGCUAACCAGUCAUGAGGAAUGGAGUCACUACAAUGAUAACAUAAUAGAAGACCAAAAGGAUUUUGUUUUUGUAAAGUUCAAUGGCCUUCAUUUAAAAUCUAUGGAAAAUUUGCAGUCUUGUAUCUCUCUAAGAGUAUGUAUUUUCUCAAACAAUUUUAUUACAGAUAUUCAUCCACUUCAAAGUUGUUCAAAAUUGAUCAAACUUGAUCUCCAUGGAAAUCAGAUAAAGAUUCUACCAGAUGCCAAGUUUUGGAGUGGAAUGAAAAAUCUAAAACUCCUCUAUCUUCAUGACAAUGGUUUUACAAAGUUAAAGAACGCAUGUGAAUUAUCUGCCUGUCCAAACCUCAUUGCCCUCACUAUGUUUGAUUGUCCAGUAAGCCUUAAAAAAGGAUAUAGACAUGUUCUUGUUAACAGUAUAUGGCCUCUCAAAGCAUUGGAUCACUAUGUAAUUUCUGAUGAAGAAAUAAUUCAGAACUGGCAUCUUCCUGAAAGAUUCAAAACACAUAACCACAGACUUUACUUUAAUUUCUGCCCUGCCUUGAGAAAGGGAGCAACCUAUGAAGAUGAAAUUGAUAAUAUUAAAUAUACCAUUUCAAAAAUUAAUGAAAUUUUGGCUCAUACUUCACCAGUUUUGAUUGUUCAAAGAUGGAUACGUGGAUUCUUAGUAAGAAAAUCUUUGCGCCCCUUGUUUUUGCAUAGAAGACAUCAUCCAAAAAUUAUUAGAGAAUAUGAAGCAAAAUGGAUUUAUGUAACUGAAACACAUGAAGAUAAACUCAUUAGAGAUGUUGUUUACCAGCCUGAAACUAAUAUAAAAGCAAACCUUGCUCAUUGGAAAUAUAAUAUAAAUUCUCCUGUAGAUUUAAAACAGUCUAGUAAGUACAGAGAACAUGUUUCCUCGAUUUUAUAUGGAUUAAAAACAAAAGAUACCAGCUUGAAAUCAAAAAAGUCAAGAUAUCUCAUUCAAAGAGGUCAAAAGGAGCUUGAAGAUGAAACUGGUGAAGAUGUUGAUACCAGUUUUAGUGUGUCAGUGUUGAAAUUACCCAUCGAGACUUCAGGUUCAUUGAAGAGUGAUGCACCAUUGAAAGAGAAAAAACAGCUUUUACUUCCUGUGUGCCCAAAGCCAUUGUCUACUACUCAUCCAAAGCCAAUAAUUAAAAAAGAAACAGUGUCAGAAACAAAUUUAAGGAACGAGUUUUUUGAAACACGUGGAGCUGGUAUAAAACCCCAAACAGUUAAUGAUAUUUAUAAAUACUACAAAGAGCAAAAGAAGCAAGAGUUCCAUAAAGAAAAAGUAACAGCGGUAGCCAUGGCAAAAGUUGCCCAGGAAAAGAUCAGCCUAACUGUUGAGGAGAACUUAAAUAAAAAAACGCAUGCAGCACAAAAACUGAGGGAAAGGGAUAAAGAGAUAGUUCAGAUUGGUUUGCAACAACAUUGUCAAGCCAGAUUCAACUACAUUGCAAAAGUUAGAGGGAGAAGAACUCUGUUUCUGGAAGAAAAAAAAAGGAAGGCUGCAGAACGUUUAUUAGUUCAGAACUUAAAUAAUGAGCGCGCACUUUUGAUCAAAGGAUUACUUAAAGUUGACAGAAUCAAGAAGAAAGAGGCUAACCUAAAAGAGAGACACCUGAUUUCUCUGAGAAAACUUCAAGAAGAAAAAAUCCAAAAGGAUUUACGUAAGAGAAUGAAGGAAUUCAGGGCUGAAGAAAUACAUAAAAGACACUGUGAAGAAAAGUUUGUUCUGGAUAUGAUUUCCUUUCAGAAAGCCUGUGAAAGGUUACAAGAAGCUAAAACAAAUGUUGCAGUUGUGAAAACAAAUAUAGGCUUUCCUCCUGCAAUUACAAAAUGAAUCAAAGCCACAUCACAUCCUAUGAUCAUCUUAAAGUAUGGCUGUUAUUUCUAGAUGAAAUGCUCUAAGAUUAUAUUCUGAAAGAAGAAAUACUUUACAUCACAAGAUGGAUGUCUGUAUAAGUCUUCUAGAAAUAUAAAUGGUAGUGAAAAUAUCUGUAAUUUUCAAAAUUUAAUUUUAAUUAAUUUACCAUCCCCCAAAGUUUCUUUAUGUAACCUGAUGCCCAAGAUCAAUUAAAAUUGAUUUCUUUUAUUGCAGAAAUAUUGGAAAGGCAUUGCUUGUAUUCCUUUCUGAGUAUCACAAUUCAUGAACUAUUUUCUGUUUCUCUGACAACCUUUGCAUGAAUUUCUGUCCCUACUGCUCUCUUUUAUAAAGACACUGUGUGUUUUGAUUAUUUUCAGUACUGCUUUUG